AUUGUCAAUGUGAAUAAAUAUAUUUUUACUUAUAGUUACAGCAAUAACAUCAAGUCAUUUAUCGGAUAUCAAGUGCCUAAUUUAUAAUUCCAUUCAAAAUAUGCAUUUCCAUAAAAAAUAAAAGGCGACAUGAUAAAAAACGAUAACUGUGAACAGACUAGUCAUAUAUAUUACCUGUUUGCGUAGUUUAAGUUUGUUUUAAUCAUGCAUGAGGCUUAUGAAGUAUCUCAUUUACUUAAUGCUACAGUUCAAAUAGAAGCAAUAGCUGCUUAUGAUGGAAAUCUCCUUUUGGGAACAAGGCAAGGGCAUUUGCUUAUGUACUCCUUGACAUCAAACAAUGGUAAUCAGAAAUAUGAAUUACAACUGCGCAGAUAUUGCAAAAACUUCAGCAAAAAACCUAUUCAACAAAUUGAAGUUGUACCAGAGGAUAAUUUACUACUUUGUCUUACCGACAAUGUUUUGUCCUCCUAUGAUAUAAAUGGAGUCAACUUUCCAUUAAUCAAGACAUUUUCUGAAACUAAAGGAGCUUCAAUUUUCGCAUUAGACAAUAAGUCUGCUACAUCAAUGACUGGUGAAUCAAAUUCUGUGGUUCAUCUUUGUGUAGCGGUAAGAAGAAAGUUGCAAUUAUAUUAUGGCAAAAAUGGAGAAUUUAAGAAGCACCUUUUUGAUUUUACCAUUCCUGAUGUCCCUAAAGUAAUGGCUUGGGGUCAACAGUACUUAUGUGUCGGGUUUAAGGGCGAGUACACUUUGUUUGAUUUGUCUUCACGAGAUCCAAAGGAAUUAUUUCCGACAAGCAGUUCAAAAUCAUUAGAACCAACAAUAGCAAAAUAUUCUGAAACAUCUUUUUUGCUUGGUCGUGACAACACAUCAGUGCUUGUAGAGGAAGCUCAGGAAAUUGAGAUUAAGAAAACUAUUAAAUGGAAAGAAGCCCCAAUAGCUGUUGUAUGGGAUGAGCCGUUUGUACUUGGCUUGAUGCAAGACCAGGUUGUUGUCCAAACAGUUGAGCCUGCAUUGUUUAUACAAACAUUACCUGAUUUGAAUAAAGCAAGACUGAUGUAUAGAUGUAAGCGUGGUUUGAUAUUUGUGUCAUCAGUGGGGCAAGUGUGGUGCUUGAGUUCUGUUGAUGUUAUAAAACAAAGGCAGCAAUUGUUGAAGGACAAACAAUUUCAAAUAGCUAUUGAUUUAACGAAUUUAUCAGAAUGUUCCGCAGAAGAAAAGAAGCAAACAAUACAUUCCAUUCAGAUGCUCUUUGCUCUCGAGCUGUUUGAUAUAAAGCAGUAUUCGCAAUCUAUGAAGGAGUUUAUAAAAUUAAACACCGAUCCAGCUGACGUUAUUAAAUUAUUUCCCGACCUUGAUAACAAACCGGGUUCUGAUAACACUAAGAAGCUGAAAGGGAAAGAUCUAGAAAAUGCUUUGAAUGCCCUGAUCGAGUAUUUAGUGGAAUUAAGAUCGAAACUCGGAAAAAGUUCGAAGGAUGCAAGCGGUAGUAAGGAGGAACCAGCAAUUCAAAGAAACGUAACUCAACAGCUGGAGUUGAUCGAUACGACGCUGUUGAAGUGCUACUUACAGACAAACGAUGCGUUCGUCGCUCCUCUUUUACGUCUGAACAAUUGUCGUUUAGAAGAAGCUGAACGCACGUUGCUGCAGCAUGGCAAGCACAGCGAGCUCAUCAUACUGUAUCAGACUAAAGGACAACACACGAAAGCGCUACAGCUGCUAAGAGAGCAGGCUAAACAGCCAGACUCCAGUUUGAAAGGUUAUCAUAGAACUAAGAAUUAUUUACAGCAUUUGGGUGGUGAACACAUCAAUUUAAUAUUCAAGUUCUCUGAUUGGAUAUUAGAAGAACAUCCAGAGGAAGGCCUAAAAAUAUUUACGGAAGACAUAGUUGAAGUGGAAAAUUUACCGCGUGCUAAAGUGCUGGACUUCCUUUUAAGAGAACACGACCCUCUAGUCAUUCCAUACUUAGAACAUGUUAUACACACCUGGAACGAUACUAAUCCCCUGUUCCAUGAUGCUCUUAUUAGUAUGUACAGGGAGAAAAUCACAGAUAAAAAAGCGAAUUCGACAGAAGAGGAGUUGCAACAUAUAAAAUCUAAACUGGUGGCAUUCUUGGAAAAAUCAUCACAAUAUACCCCCGAAAGGGUUAUAUUGCAUUUUCCAAACGAUACGUUGUUCGAAGAAAGGGCUAUUAUUUUGGGGAAACUGGGGAGACAUGAACAAGCUUUGGCCAUUUAUGUGCAGAUUCUUGGUGACGUGGAAAGAGCAAUUCGAUACUGCGAAACUAUUGGCGAGAAGUCGAACGACAAAAAUGUCGAUGUCUAUGUUAUUUUAAUGCGGAUACUGAUGAACCCCGAACAGUGUAAUUCGUUGAUUGGACCAUUGUCCAAUGUACAAAGACAUCCGAAGUCGUCCGUGCCAGAUCUGGAGACUGCACUUAGUAUAUUAGAGAAACAUGCGGAUAAAAUAUCGCCGAUAAAGGCGCUGUCGGUGUUGCCGGACGGGGUGCCGCUGGCGCGCCUGGAGCGCUUCCUGUCGGCCGCGCUGCAGCGACAGCUCACGCUCAAGCGCCGCACGCAGCUGCUCAAGGGCCUGCUGUACGCUGAGCAUUUGCAGGUUCAAGAACUAAAGCAAUUCCACGAAUCAAAAAGCAUAGUGAUAAAUGAUUACAACGUAUGUCCUGUUUGCAAGAAGCGCUUCGGAAACCAAAGCGCUUUUGUGCGAUAUCCCAACGGAGACAUCGUUCAUUACUCCUGUAGAGUUGAUAAGUAGCUCUGGAUAUUAUAAAAAAAAAUAUUGUCUUAAGAAAUGUAUUUAUAUAUUUAUUAAGUAUAACACAUGCCAAUAAAGAAAAUACUUAUAUAUUGCGGACAGUACUUAUGCUAGUCAAGUAAGGACAACAAAACUAUUUCAUUUUUGUUUAUUUCUGAUUAAACUCACGAUUUGAGAUACAUUAACCAUAUCAAUUUGAUUAUGUAAUGAGAUUAGUUUGAACGUUCUUAAAAGAGCUAAAGCGGGUAAGUGAAGUUAAUAAAUUGUAAUAAUAUUUAUUUAAAAUGAAUACGAUCGUCUUUAUGUUUGUGAACCUUUUAUUGACUGAAAAGGAAAGCCUGUUACAUAAAUAUCUUUAUAUCCAUUAAAUAGUAAGUGAGUAAGUGCGAGAUUGACCGCUAUUUAUAAAUCUAUUCUGUAUUGGCAUGGGUUAGAAAAUAAAAUUGUUAUUCAAGGUACUUGUAUUUCCUAUUCCAAUUGAAGGAAGAAUAAAGAUAAACGAACUUUAGAUUUACGUAUUCCAUGUAAUUUGAUCAUAUUGAGCCCAACUAACAGUUAUUUAUUAAUAUAUAGUUAUUUAUAAUACAACACUAUUCCACUUCACGUCAUUGAUUCCCAUAUCCAUAAUGAAUAUCAUAGAUUAUUCAAGCUCUCGACCAAUGAUAUCGCGUCAAUUUCAUGUCAAAUUUUGUUUAUUUGGAUUUUGUCCUCUUGUUGUUGGAAUAGGCAUGAUGAUGUGUUUCUGUAUAUUUUGGCUCUCAGUAUUUGGUUAUGAAACUUUCCUUAUGAUAUAAAAUAAAUUAAUAAAAUAGCAAAUGAAGAUUAUUAUCAUUAUGUAGGACCAUCAUUUUAAAAAUGUGUUGAAUUAUGCAAAACUUGUAACCAAUUGAAAGCGAUUUGAUCAAUUGAGUCAUGUGAUCUCUAUACGACUGAUAUUCUUAUGCGACUUUUUUGUAAAAAAAAAACCAUAUUUUAAAUUCUUUAGUAAUAUUACACUUCCUGUCUAGCUAUUAAAAAACUUUGAACUUUGAAUUUCUUUUGGCACUUAAUGCCUUAUUAAUAGUAGAAUUUCUCUUCGACAAAAUUUUGUAUAAUAAGUUGUUAGUAAAAAUAAACAAUAUUUAUACUUAUAUUGGUCAAAUUAUAAUCAUAAUAUGCUUUUAAUAAUAGCUUAUGUAAUGUAUUCUAGAUAGUAGAUUCUUCAUACCAUUCUUGUAUUUUGUAAUGAAUUUGAAUCUUAUAUACAAUAAAAUAAGAAUUAUUGUACA
This is a messenger RNA of Vanessa atalanta (red admiral), 4037 nucleotides long. RefSeq names its product vam6/Vps39-like protein (gene Vps39). Gene Ontology annotation, molecular function: protein binding. Gene Ontology annotation, biological process: autophagy; vesicle-mediated transport; endosomal vesicle fusion. The coding region runs from base 205 to 2769 and encodes 854 amino acids. The record is from RefSeq and is a predicted model, not a curated record. The transcript has 13 exons. Gene Ontology annotation, cellular component: cytoplasm; membrane. NCBI's taxonomy places the organism in Eukaryota, Metazoa, Arthropoda, Insecta, Lepidoptera, Nymphalidae.